AUGAAGUUGCCCACACUGGACAAGGUCUCCGAGUCUGGGUUGUUAAGGACAAUCGACCCGGUGAUCCAGGUUUCGUAUGCAAAGGCCGGUAAGUCGACAAUGAAGGGCGUUGUUAUCAAGCUGACCAUGUCGAAGCACGAGUUCGGGAACAGCGUCACCUUGUGCAACCCUGUCCCAAGGCUCGUCAAUCACAGACCCAAUACCACGGAGAUGAUCAGGCGCUACAUCCUGGCUGCGGUCAGCAACAAGAACGUAUCCACUAUCCUGUACAACGUCGUGAGCACAUCGAUCGAGAUGAGGAAGAUAAGCAGCAACUGCGCAAAGAGCCAGGGGGCCUCGGGCAGGAAGGUCAUCCACUGUCUGUGUGGGAAUCCUAAAGUUCCAGGAGCUCAAAACUCGGAUCCGAGGAACCGCUCGUACAUGGUCGUCGACUUGAAUGUCAACACCUCAAGGCUGCUUGCACAGAAGACGAGGCUCAGAAUCUUGAAUUGCGACGCGGAAACCAGUCUAUUGAAGCAGGUCAAGGCCAUCAUGAGGUCGUUCGGCAACAUCAUGAUCUUUAACGGCACGUUCCAAGACUUCUUGGGUGGCUUUUACCUCAAGGUCAUCCCCCUCGCUAUACCGCGGUCGCACUCCAUUCCUCACGUCGCCGUAGCCGCUCGGCAAUCUUGA
Molecule: messenger RNA, 672 nt
Organism: Colletotrichum costaricense
Lineage: Eukaryota; Fungi; Ascomycota; Sordariomycetes; Glomerellales; Glomerellaceae
Exons: 2
Coding region: 1-672 (223 amino acids)
Source: RefSeq, a predicted model, not a curated record